AUGAUGACCAGCGGAGUCAGCCUGUCGGCGGUCCCGCUACCGCGACGCCGCCGUACUACCACCGUCUCGCCAUCGUUACCUUUCUUCGUCGCGAACUCCCAGCGACGGCAAUUGGACGACUGCCAACCAAUAGGCGUUGUCGAACUUAUCUUUCCCGCCAUUUAUCUCUGUCGUAUCCGCCCAUGCAAUGCGCUUACGUCAUUUGUCCGACCGCCGCCUAGAAAAACCGACCCGUCAUCGUCGCCGUCACUUCAGCGCGUCAGUCAGUUGUCGGGGUCGUCGUCGUCGUCGCUGCCGUCGGUUUUUGUCGCUUCGUCGCCACAAACGUUCUGUCAUUGUCGUUGCCGUUCGGGCGCCAGCCGAUUGGUUGUCGAUGCUGUGCUGCUCGUUAGUCUCCGCCCACCACUGCCGUCUCCGCCUGUGACGCCGCUGUCGCCGUCGAUCCCCGCCUCUUUCUCCUCCAUCACCAACCUUCGCCGCGACGGUAGCGUUUCUGCUCGACGGCGUGCCUACAGAGACUUCGCUUCGUCAUGUCACUCUUCCGGUUCUGGUGUCCUGGUAGCAGCGGCCGAUAUGUGGCGCUUGUUCUCGGCACCAUGUGACCGCUUAACCGUUACUCACUCGAUCCGGAGGUUCGGUUCGAGUACAAGCGAGCGAGCGGCGCAUAAAAUAUUCUCCUCGGACUUUUCUUUCGCGCAGCGAACGUUCGGAGGAGUGAAGUCGAAAGCGAAUGAUCAUAACGAAACGCGAUCGGGCGACGGCGUCGCUAAAUCCGACAAUCUUUACUCGUCUGAACUCGCGAAAGCUUCGAAAAGUCGUGUUGAUGACCUUUUCCACUGCUCCGAAGGAAUCGAUACCUACAGGGAUGACUACCGCAUCUACUACGCAAAUCUGCAUUUCGAUCCUCAGUUUUUGAUAUUUCAGCAUGUUUUCUCUCCAAUUAACAUCAGGCUUACCGUCAACCUGGACUUCGGCUCGGCGCAGAAGUUUCGUCUGUAG
Soboliphyme baturini is the source of this 999-nucleotide messenger RNA. NCBI's taxonomy places the organism in Eukaryota, Metazoa, Nematoda, Enoplea, Dioctophymatida, Soboliphymatidae. The record is from the annotation of a GenBank genome assembly.